AUGGACUCCCACCCCCUCACCGACCGCACCAACACCCACCUCGCUCAAGACACCGAGAAGUUGAACGAGCUCAAGGCCGCCCCCGCCAAGAUCAACUCGAUGGAAUAUCAUCGUCAGGUGUUGCAGGGCAAGCUGGAGAAUGGCGAUAAGAACCAAGCAAGCUACGUCUCUCCCUCGGAUGAUAUCAUGAGUCCGUGCUCCAAGAAGUUGAGCGAUCUGAAGGGCAAGCGGUUUAAGAAUGCCGGCAAACCCCAAUCCCUGUUCGCCAAGCUCGGCAAGAAGAAUUUCGAACAGCAGUCGUCGGCCCAGAAAGAAAACACCGAGGCAUGA
Molecule: messenger RNA, 330 nt
Organism: Aspergillus tubingensis
Lineage: Eukaryota; Fungi; Ascomycota; Eurotiomycetes; Eurotiales; Aspergillaceae
Product: Spo12 family protein
Exons: 3
Coding region: 1-330 (109 amino acids)
Source: RefSeq, a predicted model, not a curated record